This is a messenger RNA of Brienomyrus brachyistius, 3440 nucleotides long. Its product is annotated as MAP7 domain-containing protein 1-like. The record is from RefSeq and is a predicted model, not a curated record. The transcript is spliced from 19 exons. NCBI's taxonomy places the organism in Eukaryota, Metazoa, Chordata, Actinopteri, Osteoglossiformes, Mormyridae. Gene Ontology annotation, cellular component: microtubule cytoskeleton. Bases 317 to 2749 code for a protein of 810 amino acids. Gene Ontology annotation, biological process: microtubule cytoskeleton organization.
AGGCUCAGAAACCGAACAUCAGCUGUUGCCCUGUAUCGGGCAUCAACGCCUGCGUCUUGGCUAAGUUUUAUUAACGUUGUGCUGGAGCAAAAUCAGUAAUUCGUGGUCACAUGGGUUACUCAUUAUAAUUUUCAAGUUACUAUUAAUACGACAAUUUAAAUAUUUUUAAUAUUCAAGUAUUGUAAUUGUUUUAGUAAUAAUAUCCAGCGCAUUUCGUUUUAUACUGCGGGGUUAAAGCGACUAUUUCUCCGAUUCAGAGUUGGAGGAAUGUUUUCGGCUGGAUAACGUGGAGUGAAGAAGCUCAUGAUUUUUAAAGAUGGAUUGCACAGCUUUCAAAGACAAUUCUGAAAAGGCUGCGGAUCUGCUCCCAUCUGGACCGGAGAUGAGCUCUGAGCAAAAGCAAGCAGCGUCUCCUGACCUCCCAAAAACAGCUGAGAGUUCAGACACACACGCCCUGCCCCAAACGGACUGUCAUGUGAUCACGGACUGCACUGCGAGCAAAGACAAAGCGGCGAAAAAGGACUCGGUCAAGACUGACGGCGCCCCCACCCUUCAAACAGACAUCGGUAAACCACACGGGGAUUCAGCCCCAGACGCAGGGCCUCUCCCUGUAACUACUGAUACCCCCCCGGCAAAAAACGAGGCCGUGAAAGCUGAAGAGAGACACAAGCUGGCCAGGCAGAGGAGAGAGGAACGGGCCAAGCACAUGGAGGAGCGUAGCCAGCAGCAAGCUGCCAAAAGAGCCCACUGGCUGGAGAAGGAGGAGAAGGCGCGCCGUCUAAGGGACCAGCAACUGGGGGACCGACGGAGGAAGCUGGAGGAGCAGCGUCUGCUGGCAGAGAGGCGACGAGCCAUAUUGGAGGAGAAGCAGCGGGAGAAGCUGGAGAAGAACAAGGCUCGCUACGAAGCAGCAGUGAAGAGGUCUGUGAAGAAGACCUGGGCAGAAAUCCGGCAACAGAGGGGGUCUUGGGCCGGAGGCCUGAACCAGAACUCUCGGAGGGAAAGUAGAUGCUCAGCAUCGAUGGUCAACUUGACGAAACAGGUGGACUCAGUUAUUAGCAAGAGGCUGUCGAAGUCCUCUGCCACCCUGUGGAACUCUCCCUGCCAAACCCGCAGACGGCAGCUCAGCCCGUGGGAGGCCAGCAUUGUGGAGCGCCUGAUGAGACCCACCCUAUCCUUUCUGGCACGGAGUCGUAGUGCCACCACUCUGAUGAGCAGCACCCUGGGGGCCCACUCGCCUGCAGGAUUCAAUUCACCACUAUCAACCUGUGGUGAGCAGCGCUCCCAGCGAUUCCAGGUGUCAGCCAGCACACCUAACAUUGCCCCCCGCAAGCAGGACUCAAUGGAAAGGAGACGAAAAGAAAAGAAAGACAAGGAGAGAGAGAAUGAGAAGGAGAAGAAUGCGCUCUCUAAGCAGAGCCUGAAGAUGAGGCAGUCCAUGCCCAGCUUAAAGCCCAGGGUUCAGCCCAGCCCCACCUCCCCCAGGACCAUAUCCAAACCGAGUGGAUCAGAGACCCCCGCAGGCUCCAAGACGCACCCCAGGAGAGCGAAGACACCCGCUCGAGUGCCACCAAGAGCAGCCUCCCCCGUCACUGGUGGGAAAAUGAGAGUGUCACGCCAGCCUGUGGCUACUGAGAAGAAAGGCUCAGCUGGCGUUCCUGCCAUCGUCGUGUCUGCUGCCUUGGCCACACCCCUUUCGAAAAGCACACCAGUCAUAGCUUCCACUCAAAAGCAGCCUUCACCAGGCCCCAAGCCUCAUUCCAUGGUCAAGCUAAUGGCAGUUGCCGAUACUAAAAAGGCCCCACCAACCACCAUCCAGAUGAAAGCACUGUCCCAGAGUACACCAAUCAUAACGCCCACUCCGAAACAAACUCCGCCCACCAUUAACCCGGCCACACCCCUCUCCCUCAGCCGACCAGUCCAAACUCCCAGCCCCAAACAAGCCUCAGCAGAGUCCACUCCCCCUCAUACCUCAGCUGCACCUGGCAGGUUCAGCGCUGGAACCACAGACCCAGAAGAAGCCGCGCGGAGCCUGGCGGAGAAACGACGACAGGCCCGUGAGCAGAGGGAGAGGCGGGACCAGGAGCGAGGCCGGCCAGAGUGUCGGGUGCCGGCAGUGAAGAAGGCACAGGAGGGGGAUACACAAAAGCGGGGCGAAGCUCUGUCAGUGGAGACACCAGCGAUGGAGCAGACACAGCAGCAGAGGCGGCAGGAGGACGCUGCGGCCGAGGAAAGACGACUUGUCCGAGAAAGACACUUCCAGAAGGAGGGACAGGAGCGCCUGGAGAGGAAGAAGCGUCUCGACGAGAUCAUGAAACGGACACGCAAGCCCGACAGCGGGGAGAAGACAGAGGACUCCUUGGCUGCCCUGGCCGACUGCGCAGAUAUGCAGGUGAUCCAGGACAGUGGCACAGUGUUGGCAGGCCACCAGAAAGACCCGACUGGUGUCAAAGAUCCAGCAAUGGGCCAAUCACUGGAAAGCUUACAAUACAGCCCUGCCAACCGAGGUUCGGCCGCUGUGAUGAACGGCAUCCAGACAGCCAAACAGAAUGGAAUUGCCGUCACAGCUGUGGCUUCUGAACUUGAGGAGAUCGUCCAUCUCUCAAAUCACAACAAUGCCAACAGCAGGGGGCCGGAUAGGUCAGAGACUGACAUCCACAGCGAGCCAAUAUUAGUCUUCAAGGGCGGGUCUCCCUUCCUGAUGAGGGCUAGCACCAUGCAGCCGCAGCACGUGACAGAAGUCCUCUAGGCAGCUGGAAGACGACCCUUCAAGAGCACCAGGCCAAAAAUGACGGAUAGGCCUAACAGGAGAGAGCUUCCAGAUUCACUCACAGACAAAUGGAUUCUCGCAGAAGGUUCCUUGGAGUAUUACUUGUAGAACAAAAAAAAAACACACUGAAUUGUUCUAUGUUCAAUUUCCUUAUAAACAUUACAGUGGAAGAUUGUGUUACUAUUUAACAGACAGAGUAAUGCAUUUAAUAACCAGUGAGUGAGGAAAUGCACAGAUAUCAGAUUAUUCUUGUUGUAAUAAUCAUGAUUACUGUUACAAUGAUAACAAAGUGUUUUUCAUUUUGUCUCUAGUGCUUUAGUUAUUUAAAGGGAAGGUAUUCUGGGUGCAAUGUAGGAAUAGUGUAAUGUUCCCUUCAUUUCCUUCACCUUGGGUCAGUGUAAUUAAGGCAUACAGUAUGUGGGCAAGUCCUGUCAUGAAGAAUGAAAGAUGCAUCUUUUUAAUGACUUUUAUGGAUGAAAAUUUUAGCCUAACUUAGUAUGGUGAAGGACAACAUGAAAAGUCUCACCCAGUGAUCUGCAUGUGCAAUGUAUUUGUAAAAGUAAUUUACUCAUACUUUUUUUAAAUAUUGUGCUGCUUAACCACAAAUAACAGAAAUUGUCUAAUAUAAUUAAAAGUUAAUGUGAACACUAAAGUAAAGUGGAAAUCAUGA